CGGAGGUUUCACCUUCUCUUCAUGGUGCGAUUCGUCAUAAACAUGGUGGGUAAUUAAUAGACGUCGCGUACGUGUCGACGACAUUCCGUUGUCACUUUUUGUCCACAGGCAUCUGCAUCGUGGACCCGCCAUAAUUUCCUGUGGCGCGUGCCGAAAAUAGAAAACGUCCCUCUGAGGUCUCAUGCCACGCGGGGGGCGCGAUCAUGCAUUGUGGGUACAGAAUCUUGUGCAGUCUGCAGCGAACUCCUGACAGUGAAUAUUCGUCCCGAGGGAUCUCUUCCUGUCAUUUCCAUUCGAAUUUUCAUUUCCAAAUUUAUUGUGUCACCCGAUAGAGAAAUUCCUGAGAUCUCGUCACUUCCGGAAGUGCCAAUCCGAGUCUUUACCUUUGCUUCUGACUCACGUGCAGAGAAUUUAUGUAUAGCUGCGUUGCCGUGGCGCAAAGGAAUCUAUAGGCUACGAGACAGAACUGUGAACCAUGGGCGGGGGUGCAGCUGGACCGACGAUCAGGAUGGCGUCGACGGGAACUCACGGGGCCGGGGGUGUCGCUUGCUGCUUUUGUCGAUGCUGCACAUGCAUACACAUCGAAUUUUUAAAGACUUUACCGGGCAUGGUGAAAGUGGCCGAGGCGGUGAUCAGCAGCUUGAUCCAAUAUUUGUUGAUUAAUUAUGGUCUGAGGUACAGUGCGACAAUUGGCUCGGCAUACGAAAGUGCUUUGACGACUUGUUCUGCCUGCUUUCUAAACUCGGCAGUACUUCUGGCCUGUUACAUCGUGUCCGAAAAAUCGUACAGAUUAAUACGCUCGUCUCUCUUCGAGCUGAUGUUUAACGCCCUCGCAUCCUUUCUCUACUUGAGCUCAGCCUCAUACUUGGCAUUUGCUACCAAGAUGUUCCUCUGGGGACAAUAUCAACUGACUCCUGGAUUUGACGUCUAUCCAGCAAUGAACGCCGCCUACAUGCUUUGCGGGGUAGUCGGCGUCCUGCAUGGCGCGGAUGCCUACUAUUCGUAUAAACACUACACUGGCAGUUGGUAGCGAGGAACAACGGUAACCAAUUUUUCCAAUCACGCUGACGUGAAUCAUGUCUGAAUAUAAAUUAUUAAUACGUAAACGGUAAUCGAGCUCUCGCAUUAUAUCUAGUCACAACAAUGAGAUUCAUUUGAGCUUGACGAGUAAUCCGCACUCGUAAAUCAGGAAAUUAGCAUAUAAUGUACUAUAUAAAUAACUACGUCUUAAUCAUUCCUAAAGAAUAUAAUUUAUCAAGUUUAUUAUAAUCAUUGCGACAUCUGAUCCAUGCAGGAAGUCUGUAUACCAUUUAUUCUUUUCCUCGUUCGUCAGUAUAGGAUAUUCAUUUGCGACGUCGAUCUGGUAAUUUUCAUGGUCAACAACCAGGAUCAAUUCGCAUGAUUCCAACAUCGUUUCUCCUUGUAUUACUAAUUUAAAUGUAU
Messenger RNA from Diprion similis, 1443 nucleotides. It is a transcript of the gene sing, whose product is annotated as protein singles bar. The transcript has 5 exons. NCBI's taxonomy places the organism in Eukaryota, Metazoa, Arthropoda, Insecta, Hymenoptera, Diprionidae. Gene Ontology annotation, cellular component: membrane. The coding region runs from base 476 to 1030 and encodes 184 amino acids. The record is from RefSeq and is a predicted model, not a curated record.